Caenorhabditis briggsae is the source of this 2058-nucleotide messenger RNA. The transcript is spliced from 3 exons. The record is from RefSeq and is a predicted model, not a curated record. Bases 1 to 2058 code for a protein of 685 amino acids. NCBI's taxonomy places the organism in Eukaryota, Metazoa, Nematoda, Chromadorea, Rhabditida, Rhabditidae.
AUGGAUUUAUAUGAAACCGUGUCGAAUAAUUUGGGAUCACGAUCUCCCACAACUGAGGCGACUAUUGUGACCCCCGUUGCAGUCACUUUGGAAGACAUAAACACUGAUGAUGAUACAACAACGGAAAAUCAGCAUACUCGCCGCUCCAAUCCCAAUGGACUCCAAGAAAUUUUGACGAAAAACGCCGUGACAGAAGAUUCAACUGAUACGAGCCCAAGGACUACUCCCUACCCAGCUGAGGAGACCACAGCUUUCUGUAUAUGCUAUUCUCCGUAUGAUCACACAGAUGUGAUAGACAUGGAGAUACCUCGGAAGACUACACCACCGCCAGGCAGCGACAAGACCUGUACAUGUUAUCCUCCGUAUGAUCCCACCGAUGUUAUAGGAAUGAACGCUAUCAGAAGUGAUCCAAUCUCCAUGGUCGGUAGUCAGAAAAAUACUCCACCACCAGCCAAAGAGACCACAACUACUUGGGAGGAUACAGAUCCUACGUAUGAUCCAAGAAUUUUCCUGAGAAAAAAUGCCAUCACCGGAGAUCCAACUCCAAUGGUCGGCAAUCAGAAGACGCCAGCCAAAGAGACCACAACGACCUGGGAGGAUACAGAUCCUACGUAUGAUCCGAGAAUUUUCAUGAGAAAGAACGCGCUCAACGAGGAUCCAAUUCCAAUGGUCGGAAGCCAGAAAACUACUUCACCGCUAGCCAAAAAGACCACAACAAACUGGGAGGCUACAGAUCCGACGUAUGAUCCCAGGAUUCUCUUGAGAAAGAACACUAUCACCGGAGAUUCGAUUUUUAAGGUCGGCAAUCAGAAGACUACUCCGCUGCCAGCCAGAGAUGCCACAGCAACCUGGAAGAAUACAGAUGAUCCGCUUGAUCCCACAAUUUUCGCGAUGAAGAAUGCCAUCAACCGAGAUCAAAAUCCAGUUGUCGGCAGUCAGAAGACUACUCCACGACCAGCCAAAGAGACCACAACGACCUGGGAGGAUACAGAUCCAACGUAUGAUUCAAAGAUUUUCCUGAGGAAGAACGCCAUUACCGCAGAUCCGAUUCAAAUGGUCGACAGUCAGAAAACUACUUCACCACCAGCCAAAGAGAACACAACGACCUGGGAGGAUACAGAUCCGACGUAUGAUCCCAGAAUUUUCUUAAGAAAAAACGCCAUCACCGAAGAUCCAAUUUCAAUUGUCGGAAGCCAUAGGACUACUCCAUCACCAGCCAGAGAAAAUACAGUGAGCUGGAAGGGUACUUAUCUUCCAUAUGAUCUCCCAGAUUUAAAGAUGAAAAACGCGCGCAACGAGGAUCCAAUUCCAAUGGUCGGAAAUCAGAAGACUACUCCACCACCAGCCAAAGAAACCACAGUAGUUCGGAAAGAUAUAGAUACUCCGUUUGAUCCCACAAUUUUCGCUAUGAAGAAUGUCGUCAACCGAGAUCCAAUUUCAGUGGUCGGCAAUCAGAAGACUACUCCACCGCCAGCCAAAGAGACCACAACUACUUGGGAGGAUACAGAUCCUACAUAUGAUCCGAAGAUGUUAAUGAGAAAGAACACCAUCACAGAAAAUCCCAUUCCAAUUGUCGGAAAUCAGAAGACUACACCACGGCCAGCCAAAGAGACCACAACGACCUGGGAGGAUACAGAUCCUACGUAUGAUCCGAAGAUUUUCCUGAGAAAGAAUGCCAUCACCGGAGAACCGAUUCCAAUGGUCGGCAAUCAGAAGACUACUCCACCGCCAGCAAAUGAUCAACCAUAUACUCCCUAUACUCCCUCACGAACAGAGUCAACACCCAUUACAACUACUCCUCCUCCUUUACCUGAAUUAUCCGUUCCUCCAGUCUUAGACAAGAAACCACACCAAGGAUUUCUCAACCGUGACAACAAGCCAUCUGGCAUUCGUUAUAUUCCACCAGGCACCUCGCCAUACCCUGAUGAUUCAACAACUACGAAGAAUCCGGUGAUCCAACCUGAAAGUAUUGUGAAUGCUACUGCUGUUGCUAUCGACAACGAUGGAAAGAAGAGGAAGUUCUCAGAAGAUACUGAUUAUGAUGAUGAUUAUUAUUAA